GGCAGGGGCCGGCACGGCCCCCCUGGCCCAGGGGCGGGAGCUGGCCUGGGGGAUAUAAGCAGCCCCUAAGGGGGCACCCCUAGUCCCGCACCCCCAGAGUCCUACCCAGACCCCCAGCCCCACCAAGAUGAAGGUGCUGGUGGCCGCCCUGCUGCUGCUGCUCUGCGUCUGCAGCCUCCAGGCCGCCCUGGUGAGGCGUGAGGCUCCGGAGGAGGACGCUGCCCCUCCAGCCACCGAGAACUUCUUCACCCGCCAAUUCCAGACCUUCUCCGACUUCAUGAGUGAGAAGCUGCAGGUGGAGGAGCUGCGCAGCCAGGCUGAGUCCUACCUGGACCGGGCCAACAAGCAACUGGAGCCACUGGCCCAGGAGCUGCGGGGCAACAUCCUCAAGCUCUUCUCCUCCCUGCUGGACCUGGGCAAGGGUGAGGGGCAGCCCUGAGCCCUGCUCUAGCAGCCCCACCACCCCACCUGUGACAAUAAAGCCCUGGAGCCGC
This is a messenger RNA of Phalacrocorax carbo (great cormorant), 494 nucleotides long. Lineage: Eukaryota; Metazoa; Chordata; Aves; Suliformes; Phalacrocoracidae. The record is from RefSeq and is a predicted model, not a curated record.